GCGCACUAGACCUCUUUUCCACAGUGUUAGUUGAGGGGUAUUUUGUCGGGUUAUUUUAGUGAGCUAACUCUAAAUUCAGAAUGCCGGAGACAUCAAAAAUGAAUGGAUUUGCGAAAACAAAUGGACACAGUUUUGACAUGGAAGAUGGAUCAGUGUUUUUAUUCACAUCAGAGUCUGUCGGCGAGGGCCAUCCAGAUAAAAUGUGUGAUCAAAUAAGUGACGCUAUCCUUGACGCACAUUUGUUACAAGACCCUGAUGCAAAAGUAGCAUGUGAAACCGUAACAAAAACCGGAAUGAUCUUAUUGUGCGGUGAAAUCACAUCGAAAGCUAAUAUUGAUUAUCAGAAGGUUGUAAGGGACACAGUGAAGCACAUUGGUUAUGAUGAUUCCUCUAAAGGUUUUGAUUGGCGAACACUAAACUUAUUAUUGGCAAUUGAAGAACAAAGUCCCAACAUAGCAGAUGGUGUGUACACAUCUCGAGAGGAAAUAGAUGUAGGGGCAGGAGACCAGGGCUUAAUGUUUGGGUAUGCAACAGAUGAAACAGAAGAAUGCAUGCCACUUACUGUGGUACUGGCCCACAGACUAAAUCAAAAAAUUGCAGAACUCAGGCGAAAUGGAGAAUUUUGGUGGGCUCGCCCUGAUUCAAAGACUCAGGUUACAUGCGAAUAUGUAUUUGCGGAAGGCGCAACAGUCCCACAGCGGGUUCAUACAGUAGUUGUAUCGCUCCAACAUUCUGAGAAGAUCACACUUGAGACACUGCGUGAAGAGAUCAAAGAAAAAGUAAUCAAGGAUGUAAUUCCAGCCCAAUACCUUGAUGACAGAACCAUAGUGCACAUCAACCCAUGCGGCGUCUUCAUCAUCGGUGGUCCACAGUCUGACGCUGGGUUGACGGGUCGUAAAAUCAUAGUAGACACAUAUGGUGGCUGGGGUGCUCACGGUGGCGGCGCUUUCUCUGGCAAAGAUUUCACCAAAGUGGAUAGAUCCGCUGCCUACGCCGCUCGUUGGGUCGCCAAGUCACUCGUUAAAGCUGGUCUCUGCAAACGCUGCAUGGUGCAGGUUGCAUAUGCAAUUGGAGUUGCAGAGCCCUUAUCCAUCACUGUCUUCGACUAUGGCACAUCACAUAAGACUCAACAGGAGUUGCUUGCCAUUGUUUUGAAGAACUUUGACCUUCGACCGGGUAAAAUCGUGAAGGAACUUAACCUCAGAGCACCUAUAUAUCAGAAAACAAGUACAUACGGGCACUUUGGUCGUGAAGGAUUUCCAUGGGAGAAUCCCAAACCGCUCGUCGUAGAAUGACUUCGGACGUAAGUCCUUCAGCAUUGUAAAUAUUCCAUCAGUAUAUUGUACACUUAAUCUACGUGUGUCUUUGUAGUGAGGGCGCGAAGAUUUUACGCUGUCUCUCUAUAGGCAUUAAUGUUUAUGUAAUAUGCAUUAUACAUCUCUUGAAUGGAACCAUCACUUCAAGGCAUUUGUCUUAUGGUUUCACUUUAGAGAUAUACCGUAAAUUAAGUAUUCCUUUAGAUUGGAUAUAGGCUUAAAACAGUGCCGCCAUUUCUGAAUUUGAGUUAGUUCCGGGGUUUUAAUGGGCAGUUCCAUUGUUUCGUCCUAUAUUUUGUGAUUCCUACAGUGCCUAUUAUUUUAUAAUUAAGUUAGUUAUUAUGCAGUGGAUGCCAUGAACUACCCAGUUAGUCUGAUUUUUUAGACACUUUUUAUAUGAUCUUUAAUAAUGGACUGCCUCCAAUCUCGAAUCUUUUACACUGUGAAUUUUAUAUUAUAAGUGCUAGUUUUUGGUAGAGUAGACUACUUUCCUGAUCGCGUCACAGUGUAGCUAGUAUCAGGAAGACAUGAGUCUUCCUCUUCCUGGCUCACUGCAAACAUUGUACUGCUUGGUGUGGCGUAUUUAAUAUAUUAUUUUACUGGCUUAUAUUGAUAUUUUAAAAAUUGUUGCUUUGAAUAUAUAUGGUAUAUAAUGAAGUAUGCUUUUAUCCUUUUUACGUCACAACUUGUUCAGUAUAGUUUGUGUUGUGUUUCCGAAAAGGAACAUAGUGGAAAAGAGCCAUUUUGAAAACACACCGAUUCGUUCAGGGCAGUAGUGCACUGUGCAUUUACUCCAGGUAUGUAAUAUCUCUAAUAGGUUUAAAUAGGAGCAAUGCUAACCGUACGUGUAUGUCAUUAGGAUUUAACUUCGAAUUUUGACUAUUUCGUAGAGCGGUUAGUAAGUAUUUGUGAUUAUAUUUUUUGAUUUGUUCCAAUUUUGACCUGUUCAAUGUUUCCAAUUAACUUAAUGUGAAUUAUCGAUUUAUCAGAUUGUGAAAUUUCAUUAAAACUAAUAAUAAAUUAUGUUCACCCGGCACAUCGGGCGUGA
Achroia grisella is the source of this 2364-nucleotide messenger RNA. RefSeq names its product S-adenosylmethionine synthase (gene Sam-S). The transcript is spliced from 10 exons. The coding region runs from base 81 to 1295 and encodes 404 amino acids. Gene Ontology annotation, cellular component: cytosol. The record is from RefSeq and is a predicted model, not a curated record. Gene Ontology annotation, molecular function: ATP binding; methionine adenosyltransferase activity. NCBI's taxonomy places the organism in Eukaryota, Metazoa, Arthropoda, Insecta, Lepidoptera, Pyralidae. Gene Ontology annotation, biological process: S-adenosylmethionine biosynthetic process.